Molecule: messenger RNA, 4205 nt
Organism: Drosophila busckii
Lineage: Eukaryota; Metazoa; Arthropoda; Insecta; Diptera; Drosophilidae
Gene: dome
Product: cytokine receptor
Exons: 4
Coding region: 166-3975 (1269 amino acids)
Molecular function (GO): protein binding
Source: RefSeq, a predicted model, not a curated record
GUAGUUAGGUUAGCUAAUUUGCUAGCAAACAGUAUUAAAAGAAAACGAUUUGAAUCAAAAUGCCAUAAAAUCAGUUCUUGGAAUUUGGUAACAUAUAUAAACGGUUUCCGAGAAUUACCAAUACAGUGCCAACAAGUGCCCAGGUAUUUUCUUACGAACAGCAAGAUGCAUAGGCUUAAGACAAGUGCAAGUUCCUUCAUGCUGCUACUGGGCCUGCUUGGUAUAUGCCUGUGCAGCGUGCCAGCGCUGGGCGUACCGAGCACACCCGGCUGGGUGGUACCGGACCGAGUGGAAUUAAAGAUCGGCAGUGAUCUUAACAUAAGUUGCACCAUCAACAAAGCCUACUUUGUUGCGCCCAUAACCAACGAGACCUGCGAUGUAUCCCAGCUCUAUUUCAAGGCCAUCCUACUAGACGGCGAAAUCAUGUACCAUCAGAACCAUUCGUACGUCAGACGCAUCAACGACACAACCAUAUUGCUGACCGCACGAUCGCUGCAGGAACAGGAGGGCACAUAUCUGUGCAUGUGCGGCACGAACGGCAUGGUUAGCUCGCGCGUCUUUGUGGGCACUCCGCCCCAGUUGGUGACGGACUUUAACUGCACCAGCUACAACUACGACUACAUGUUCUGCAACUUCACCAUGCCACGCAAUAGCAUCAUUACCAAACACAAUGUCAGCUUUGCCACAGACAAUCAUACCAAUUACCGCUAUUUCAUCGACUGCAACUUUGAUGCCUCGCCGCUGAUCAACUGCAACAUUACGGGCGAGAAAUACAAACGCUAUGCGGAGUUUUUUGAGUUUCGCUUGGACAUUAACAAUAGUUUGGGCCACCUGCAACAGCUUAUACAUGUAAACAAUAUGGAACGCAUGAUAUUGGCACGUCCUGGCUUCGACCUGACCGUUAUAAAUACCACCGCCAGCAGCAGAUGCAUCUCCUUUAAGAUGCCACGUCGCAGUAACUUUCUGGGCGGAGUGCUCUGGCAGGUGCAUGUCAUACCCGAAAAUUUCCCCCAAGUACAGGUUCCCACAUUGUCCAACAGCUCCACGGGCAUACGCGACACACUCUGCCUCACCGAGCUGAUCUAUGCCGGCUACAAUUAUCGACUGGAGCUGCGCGUGCGCAACAACAUUACCAAAUCGCGCUGGAGUGAACCAUUGAUCUACAAUUUUCGCACAGACCCAGAGCGCCCAAGACGCCCGCCGCGCGUCACCAACGGCAGCUUCUACGUCUAUUCAACGGAAACGAAGCUCACCUUCUACUGGGAGCAACUGCAGCCGCAUGAGCUGAAUGGCGAUGGCUUCCAGUAUGUCAUCAGCGAGUAUCGCAAAAACGGAUCCAGAGCCGACAGCUCAGAGGUGCUCGUCGAGUUAAACCUGGCCACCAUACAGAACUGGACGAGAAGCACCAACUAUGAGGUUUUCAUACGCAGCAAGAAUAUUGCCGGAGAAUCUGUGGAGGCAACUCGUCUGCUCAUACCUGCGAUUAGCAAUGAGGACUCGCGUGUGCGUGUGCCCACCAAAAUACGCAGCGAGUAUCAUGCGAGUAACACGAGCUACACGCUCAGCUGGACAGCGCCGGAGAAUACGAGCGGCUUGCUCAACUAUACGGUCUACUGGUGCAAGAAGCUGCCGGCGGUGCAGUCCAUGUGCAAUGGCUCCAUACAGUUCGUGCAGGUGGCACGGGAUCAGCUGCACUAUACGACCAGCAGCUAUCCGAUUGGCAUCAAUUUGGCCGUAUCCGCCAAUUAUGCGGAGCACAAUACGGGCAUGCAUUGGAUGAUUUGCUCACGCGACGGCACCGACGACUUGGCCAUCAUUAAGCCCAGCAUUGAGGAGGUGACCAACACAUCGCUGACUGUCAAAUGGUCCACACACGUUUGCCCAGCCAUUCUACGUGGCUAUGAGCUCACCUAUUGUCAGCGUGUGCUCAAGCAGCCGGAUAAUUGCACCACCAAGGUGCUCGACCCCGAUGCCGUAGACUACACCAUCGGCGGCCUGGAGCCCUACACCCACUACAGCGUCAAGAUGAACAUGUAUUCCCAGACCACACAUAGCAAAAAUAGCGAUGAGCUGAUCAAUCAAACGGCCGAAGCGGCGCCCUCGCCGCCGCGUCAGCUCGAGUACGCCGAGCUGAGCAACUCGAGCGUGCAGCUGAGCUGGCUGCCACCGCUGAAGUUCAAUGGCAAAUUGCGCUCCUACCAGGGCCGCUUCAUCAAUCUGCUAACCAAUCAGACGGAUUACUUCCGUCUGCCCGGCUCACAGGACGAUGAUCUCGACCAGCCGAUUGUCUACGAGCUGCGCAAUCUGAGCGCCUAUACCCACUACAGCGUCAGCAUACGUGCCAUCACCCUCUAUGGCUCCGAGCCGAGCAAUGACAUCAACUUCCAAACGGCCGUGGGCGUGCCGUCGACGCCGAAGUUGCAAGUGCAGAGCACGCCACAGUCCACAGUGCUGGCCUGGGUAGCGCCAGAGUUGCCCGCCGGACGACUGGAGUACUAUGAGGUGGCGCUUAGCGAGCUGAACGACAACAACACAUUGGUCUGGCGCAAGCUCAGCACCAUUGCCACCGUUCCCAACGGCAAUCUGAGCUGCAAGAUGAUCACACAGACCUGCACGCCGCAGUACCGUUUCCACUACCAGGUGCGUGCGGUCAACGUGGAGCCGCUAGCAAUAUCCGACACCGACUCCGAGUACCAGUCCUUCUCCUCCGUCUGGGCGGGCGACAUUGGUUCGCAGCUGUGCCAGCCGCUGCAGCCAUUGAGUGGCGCCCAGUGGCAGCAGCUGCAGCUCUAUGAGAACAUGACGCUCUAUCGGCUGCACAAGUCCGCCUGGUCCACCUACGAGGUCAGCUGCUCGCCGGAUACGACACGUGCCAAGGCCAUACUGAACAGCCUGGAGGUGAUCAUAGCCAUUAUUGUGGUGGGCGUGGCAUGCAACAUGCUGUACCGCAAGGUGCGCAAAAUGUCCGAUAUUGAUCUGGUGCUGCCGCCGGGCAUUAUGGAGAACCUAAAGAAUCCCGACAAGGGCGCUGGCAUCGAUGCCAUGGGCAACGGCAUGGGCAUGGCCAGCGCCGUCAAUGGCGGCAUCAUAUGCACGCGUGUGGAUGCCUCGCCCACCUGCUCGCCAAUGUACUUGCCACAUGACUUCGGCAGCGGCAAUGAAAGCUCCAAGCUGCUGCUCGCCAACAGCUCGGGCGGUGGUCAUGGCAACUGCAUUGAACGCGAUAGCUACGAGGAUCAACAAGCGGGCAUGGGCAUGACGCUGCCGCCGGCCAGUUAUAUGUGCAUGAGCCGCAUGGCGAAUGACGAUGAUGAGAGCCAUGCCAACGCUACGGAGCUGCAGAGCACGCCACCCAGGGAUCAGGAGCGCCAGCGAGAGCGAGAACGAGAACUGGAGCGUGAGCCGUCAUCGGAGCUGCAGUCGUCGAAGCCAACGCAACCUAGCGCUGGCUAUAUAAAGCCCACACAGCUAAAGCACUGGUCACCCACCCAAACACCGCCCGCAUCCAUGGCCAUGCCCAUGAGCGGCUAUGUGCCCGUUACGGCGCCCAUGCUGCCCGCAGGCAUGGCCAUGCCUAUGGGUGGCUAUGUGCCUGUCCAGCUGCUGCAAGCACGCUCCGCAGCAACAGCCGCAACGCCAGUAGCAGUAGCACCACCACCAACAGCAACCAGCGCUGUUGCCUCCACGCCAUUGAAUCUGCUUAGCACUGGGAAUUAUGUGCAAGCCUCGGAGCUGCACAAGCUGAAGCCCCUGGCACCCACACUGGCGCCCACGCCAGCACCUGCGCCCACAGCCAACAGCUUUGGCUACACCUCCAUGGAGCAACUGCAGCGCACUGGAUUAAUGAAGCCAACAGUUAACGCCGCCGGCGCUGCCGCCGCAUCGCAGCCGACGUCGAGAUUACAACCGAAUAUCAAUGGUUAUGUGACGCCGCAGGAGCUAAAUGCCAUUGCGCAUAAUCGUCACAUGCUUUAAGCAACUGGACACGCCCCCACAUUAAAGGCGUGCCCAAGACAAUUGCCUAAGUAAAUGAAUUUUGUAUGAUUUAUUUGCUAAAAGAAACCGCAGCUACUCUUUGCCUUCCACACACACACACCCAUACAAGUGCAUCCUUUCGCCUUAUUUGUAUAAUGCAUAAACACACACACACACAUGCACCCACACACACACACACACACACUAAGAUUAAUUGUUCACACUUUAUA